AUGCUGGCAUCAGGUGUCGGUCGGCGCUCGCGCCACCCGAAGCGACGAACGGUCGUCGACAGUUUCAUCAAAGGUCAAGAGGAGCCGCAAGCACAGCUGCCAAGUGCCCAGGACGGACUCGCUGGAACCCAAUCGGUGACUGCCGUUGCUCUCACACAUGAGGCGAAGCGAUUCGGGUGAGAAUGCAUGAAUCGAAUCUGAAUGCCACUCAUCCAUCCCAUAUGCCGUCAUGCAUGAUCUGAUCUGUGUGUUCUCUCUGGUUGUCAUGUCAGCGGUAGUCUGUGCGUCUUCAGCAGCGAUCAGUACGCCAAGAGGUUCCCCGUGGGCACCCUCGUCCGGAUCACGCCCCUCGCCGCAUCGGCAUUCAACGGCCUCCCACAUGCGGCCGGCGAGUCGCCUGGGAAGGACAAACACGGGCAGUGCGCGUGGCGUGACCGCGAGAAGGACCGGAGCAUUGUGGUCAAGGUGAGCGGCGACAGCUUCGGGCAGCUUAUGGGCGGGGUGGGACUGUCGGUGCUCGACCAAGUGGCCAAGCUCAUGGGACUCAAGAGAGAUCUGCCGAGGCAUGACGUCAUGGUGAGAGGGAGGGAGGGGGUGUUUGUGUGCGGACUGGUGUGUGUGUGUGUGUGUGUGUGUGUGUGUUCCACAGAUGCAGGUGAUCCAGCCUGAGGAUGCCCGCAUCGACUAUGUGGAGAUCGAGCUCACAGAGCAGUUCAUCUCACGGAGGGACAUAUGGCACUUCCAGGUGACUAUCCAAUCAAUGCACACACAUACCUGCGGACACUCACGGCCUCUCAUUUCUCUCUCUCUCUCUCUCUCAGCGUGAGCUGCUCAAGGGUCAGCGAGUGCUCUACUGCGGCCUCCCGCCCCCCGUUCGCCGCCACACCCACUUCAGAUUCUCAAUCCGUUCGCUGUUCGUCGAAGACAAGAACGGCACCCGAGCCAUCCGACACCAGACGACCGUCGCCCCAGCAUCGUCCACUGCCCCCUUCGAGCACACGCCCUACCCCUACACCAUGGCGGGCCACGAUUCGACGGUGGGUGUGGACUACUGGGGUCUGAGCCGUGGCGAGAGGGGGUCUGUCGGGGGCGGGGAGGGAUGGCAGGGGGUCGAGGUGGCCACAAGUGAGCAGGCCACGCGGGCGGUGCUCAAGAAACUCAACAGGUGAGAAGUGAGGGAGGGUUUGGCGGGUGGUCCGCGGUGUGUGUGUAUGGUACGUGUGUCUGCGUGUGUAGUGGUUUGGUGAGCGAGCAGACGAAGCUGACGUUCCGGUCCAAGUGCACCAACAUAUUCUUCCUCAUACAACUCAGCCAAGAGGUGCAGUGGGUGCGUACGUGGGUGGGGUGUCCACUCCAUCCAUCCAUCCAUCCGCACUACACGCACAACCACAACACGUGCACCUCUAACUCUCUCCGUGUCCUCGCGUCCGUCGUGUCUGUCUGUCAGCUGUGGUGGUUUUCCCGCGACGGCUUCCCCUACUAUAUGCGGGUGCUGCAGUUCUUCAAAGACCUCUUCGACCGCUACCGCAGGGGCCAGCAGACACACUACAUCACUCUCGUCCUCUUCGGCCGACUGCUGCUCGAGGGAGGCGAGAUUGAGGACAGAUAUGAGGUCAUAUGGGAGGGACCCCUGGCCGCCCUGCUGGCGUCCAGUGACGCCAUCCUGCGGCGGCUGAGGCGGGACUUCUUCACCUUUCCCGAGUCCAUCGGCUGGCGGGCGCCCUGCUUCAAGUGAGUGGGUGCAGGGAGGCAGGGAGGCAGGCCAGCAGAACCAACAGUCAGCCGUGUCGUGUGUGUGUGUGUGUGUGUGUGUGCAGGCCUGACGAGAGCGCUCGAUGCUGGUCCAUGCGGAUGGAAGAGAAGUCUUCGCCCCAGCCGACGGCGGCCGUCAAUGGCACCCCUGAUGCAGGUGCACGUGUAGAUGGGGGGCGAGAGAGUAAUGGCUACCAUCACCACCACAAGGGUGAGAGGCUGUCGUAUGUGCCGUCUGGUGCCGCCAAGGGCAACACGCUGGAGGCCAUCAACCUGGUGCUGGACCACUUUGAGCUGCACCACCUCGACCGCAAGCUGUGGUACACAGGUAGGUGGAACCGUGCAUCGAUCGAUGGCAGCCCUGCCUUCUCUCAUCUCCAUCUGUCUCUUCCUCUGUGUGGUCAGGUCAGUCUGUUGUGCUGGUGACGGCGGGUAGCGGUGUGCUGUACACGCCCGACCAUCGGCUGAUGGAGCUCACCAAACAGAGACUCAACGACUCCGUACUCGGUAAGUAAACUGCCGACAAGAAUGCAACGCACUCACAUCCAUCCAUCCAUCCGUCCAUCCAUUGUUCCGUUGUCACACAGCCCCCGAUAUCGUGAGUGUGCGCGACGAGCCUCUCCACGCCGUUCCACUGCUCCUGGUCGACCCACCCGUCACCCACCAGCAGCAUCACCAGCACCAGCAGCAGCCGCCCUCCUCUCCAUCGCCCCCCUCCAUCUCCAUGUCCAUGGCGUCCAUCAACGCCUCAUCGGGUGCAGCGGAUGAGCCGAGUGAGGGGGAGGGCGUGCGUCGGCCGCUGAGCUUCUUUGCCGGACAGAUCCACUUCGUCAACUGGAUGGUCAUGCACUUCUACAAGGAGGCACAGGUGAGACACAGAGGGAGGGAGAGAAGGGCACGUGUGCGUGAUUGAUGGAUCGAUGCCCGUCCUCCUUGUGUUCAGGAUUGCGACUGUCCUGGGCUCGCGCCGUUCCGUCCGCUGUCGACCUUCUUGCCUCUGGAGCUGCCCUUCCGCCUCCCCCAGGCGGCCUUCACGGCCUACGUGCCGCCACUCGACCUUUCGCAGCCACACGAACCCACCGCCACACCCACACCCACACCCCCGUGUGAGCCGCAACCAUCCGCCGCGGCAGUCCGCACAGUGGAGAGAAAUGUCCCCUCACGGACCCACUCUGUCCGUGGCGACACAUCGCCCCCCCUCACGGCCACUCUCGCGCAGAGUGCGGGGCAUCCGCACUCAUCGUCGACGGGCCAGCUGCCCGCCACUCUCGUGAGCAGCGCCGGCAGCAGCAGGGGGUCCAGGCGGCGCAUCGACGUCAAGCUCAGCAAGGCGGACUUCGCGCGUCUGUUUGCUGGGGCUUUCAACCCUUUUGUGAAGCAGGAGGAGGGCGGGGUGAGCGGGAAGGCUCACAGUGUGGGCGGAGUCAGCCACACGGGCGGCCACUCGGCUGUGCCGUCGGGUGCGGGUACGCCGAAGAGCAGUGUGACGGCUGCCAGUCGUGAUGGUGAGGGAGACCAUGAGGGCGGCAAGGAGGCCUUCGGCCACAGAGGGGACGAGAAGAUACGCGACAUCCAGACGCGGCGCUGGUCACACGUGUAUGCGCCCAGCAGGUCAGUGUCUGGAUGGGGAGGGCGGGUGUGCGGCAGACACACAGCAGCAAACUCGAUCUGUCUGUGCCAAAACAUGUGUGCAGGGAGGGCUCCAUGCUGUGGGAGUCGCUGCUGCAGCCGGCCGUCCUGCCGUGCACAAUGGAGUUCUACUGCGCCACCCGAAACGCGCAGUAGUAAGAGAACGGGACACACACACACACACACACACUCAUGGUGGAUCCCCAUCCACCCGCUUAUGUGACAGUCACGGCAAGUUCUGGACGGUGACGCCGGUGCUGUUUCUGCUGGAGGGCAGCUCGCUGGCCAGGAAGGACCGCGGCUUCAGGAUGGAGGAUGACCCGCUCGAGUGAGCUGCCCCCCGGCUGCUGCCGGCACCCUCGGCCUGUGUCUGCACGUCUGUCUGUGUAUCUUCUUGAUUUGCUCAGGUUGACGGUGAAUGAGUUGGUGGGCAUCCGCUUGGCCAUGGACAUGCAAGUCAACACCAGACCGGCAAACCUGAUCGUGAGCGGCCGACGGACGGCGUCAAUGGAUAAACAGAGGACCAAUGCAUUGGCCCACGUGUGUGUCGGUGUGGUGUGGUGUGGUGUGUUGUGGUUGGUGUGGUGAAUCAAUCACAUCAGGUGGCGGAGCCGUACCACGAGCGUUGCGGUCGGCGUGGCCUGGAGAGGGUGCAGAUGUCCUUCAACGAGGAUGUGCACGAGCUGUCGGUGGUCGACAACACCAACAUUUUCGUAUAUAAGGGGGACCGACACAUCAGAUCAGACACUCCACACACACACACACACACCGCACUCUUCGUCCGUCCCUAUCUGUGUGGUCACUGACAGGUCCAGUGUUUCAACGAGAAGGCCAGCAACAGCAAGGGCAAGCCGCCAAGCGCGAAAGAGGGCAAGCAGCCCCCCAGCAGCGAAGCCCCUACCUCACCCUCGCCCUCACCCCAUCCCCACCACACCGACAGCCACAGAGAUGACGCCGACCACAGCCUUUCGCCGAGCGCGACGCCCCUCAGCCCCCGUGAUGGUGAUGAGGCCUUCCUGUCUCGGUCGCUGCCCGAGGCCGACAGCCUCAUGACCCGGGACGGCUCGGCUGUGCCGGAUUUCCGGCUGAAGCACUAUGAGAAGAAGCGCACAAUCCGGCGGGCAUCGAUGGGUGGAGACGAGGCCCCCACCAACGAUGUGGGUGUUGAGAGGGGCGGCGGCGGUGAGGGGAGGCUGAGUGGAGACAGCGACGAGGAGGAGCGGAGGCAGAGGGAGCGGGAGCGGCUGGUGUUCCCCUACAGCUACCUCAUCCGCCACCGCGGCCCCUUCGGCUGGACCAAUCCCGACGACCCCGCCACCUGCAUCUCAGACGACACACCCGCGCCACCGCCACCAAUGCCUUCCGUCUCUGCCUCAAUCAGCCGCAGCGGCAGCCAGGCGCUCUCAGACAAUACCGGGGGAGAGCACGACCACGAUACCCACGCGGAGCACCCUUUGCUGCCCUUCCCCUCCAUCCAGCCGGCCCUCCAGUUCCCCCAGGGCCGCGGGUGGCGCAGCUGCUCGAUUCGCUUCUCGCAGCAGGGCGCCUACCCCUGGAACAACCUGGACCCCAUCGUCUGCCUGGCCAAACUGCAGCCGCCCACUAACAGCAUCAUGGAGCACGUCAAGGGCUGGGAGCUGCGCAUCAGGACCCAGGCAUUCGUGCUGGUGCCCAACCGGCUCAGGAGCCACUACGUCGACACCGACAGCACCCCGCUGAGCGACCCUGACAAGGAGCGCGUCAGCACGCUGCUGCGGAGGGAAGACGAGCUGACGGCCGUCGGGUGCGACCCCUUCAUCCACAGUGACAGUGACGACGUCGACCAGGAUCUGGUGGACAGGGCCAGGCAGUUCUUCGCUUCUCUGCAGGAGCUGUGCUUCAAGAACGCCCCGGCGUUCUACGACCCGUCGACAAUGGGCCUUCACCUGGACUUCUCCCCCCCACCGUCCGGCGGUCUGCAGGGGGUGCACCUACGGUCGCGUCGCGUCUUCACGUGUUGGUGCGAGGAGACGGUGUGGCACGCCAACGAGCUGGGGGAGGCCAUCCACCCGCUGCCGAGCGAGUGGUUCAUGUUUCACUACGACGGCCACUUUGCGCCCCCCCUGCUCUUUCGCUUCACCAUCGAGUGGCUCGUCUGCAGCUCCAUCUUCAUCGCGAAGUUCAUGAAACGGCUCCGCAGCCUCGCCACACAGCUCGACUUCGCCAUCGUGCAGCUGCCCAUGGCACAGAUCUUCCCCGCCAAUGAGAGGAAGCGGCCGCCCUUCAAUCCCAUGUUCACCGCGCAGUACAGGCUGCUCAACGGCCACCAUGGUGACGAGACGGCCGCUUUGGCGAUCGCUCGGAGGCUGCUGUAUGCCUUCCUGGACGCGCCGCUGAACAUGCUGGUGGUGGCGGGCCGGCCGGACAGUGUGGUGCAUCCGCGGGAAGACGACAAGCCGGGCGAGAGGGUGGAGUAUCUGCCCCCGGGGAUGGAGGACGGUUGGGUGCUCAUGGAACGACACGGGCUCUACUUUGUGCAUAUCACCAGGUGGACGCGCCAUCGUGAACGCUGGGUGGCAUGGGUGCCUCUGUGUGCGUGUGUGUGUGUGUGUAGGGACAGUGUGUUGUGGCACAGCACAUACCUGCAGUGGAGUUGGGUGGAGAAGGGCACAUCACGGCUGAGAGUGGGCGAGGCCGGGGAGGCACCCUGCCACGGUCAGUGAGUGCGUCAGUGAGCGACAGGCACACACACCACAGCCGACCACACACUAUUUUAUUGUGCAUAUGCCAUCCACACCACAUCCAUCGUCUGUGGCUGCCUGGCUGGCUGAUGUCAUAUAUGAUGCAGAGAUGUCCAAUGAGGCCUGGCGCACCACCGUGUCACGCCGCCACUUCUCCUUCUUCACACACGCACUCAGAAAGGUGAGUGAGAUCAGAUCGCCCACAGGACAGGACACGCAAAUCCAUCCAUCCAUCCAUCCCGUGCGGUGUGUGCAUCAUAUGUUCAGCUCAAUAUCGGUCUGGCGGAGCGGUCGGUGGAUCGGCGAGAUGACGCACAAAGCGAGCCGGCGGAGCCCUUUUUCCGGCUGUCUGGGGAGUGA
Molecule: messenger RNA, 6461 nt
Organism: Vitrella brassicaformis
Lineage: Eukaryota; Vitrellaceae
Source: the annotation of a GenBank genome assembly